This is a messenger RNA of Mytilus californianus (California mussel), 1073 nucleotides long. Its product is annotated as GS homeobox 1-like. The record is from RefSeq and is a predicted model, not a curated record. NCBI's taxonomy places the organism in Eukaryota, Metazoa, Mollusca, Bivalvia, Mytilida, Mytilidae. The transcript is spliced from 4 exons. Gene Ontology annotation, biological process: regulation of DNA-templated transcription. Bases 1 to 1011 code for a protein of 336 amino acids. Gene Ontology annotation, molecular function: DNA-binding transcription factor activity, RNA polymerase II-specific; sequence-specific double-stranded DNA binding. Gene Ontology annotation, cellular component: nucleus.
AUGGUAACAGAUAUGACUGUCACAAAUCUGUUUCAAACAGCAUCACAGCAGACUACAAUAUAUAAAGUGGCUGUUCCAACCAAAAUAGAAAGUCUUAUUUCUUCACUAAAACUAAAUCGACCGUACCCGUUUAAUAUUUAUUCACACCAGUGCUUACUAAAUGAGUAUCAGAUAGGAAUCAGAGAAUUGAAUCUUAAUGACAAAAUGUCUCGAUCUUUUUAUGUCGAUUCUUUGAUUAUGAAAAGACCAGUCACACAGAGUUUAGGCACCACUAAUCCUGUGACUAUAACUAGUGCUUUAAGACAUUCUUUGCCUGCCUCCCAUAUGCUGCCGUCACAUCCACUACCGUGUUAUCCUCGGCAUUCGACAGAUAUGUUGAGUUUUUGUUGUCCACUGUGCGUCCACAGUCCUGCGCCAUUAGUACCACAAAGCAGUGCAUCAAUUCCGACAAAUACACCAACAAGUUUUAUUAGUACAACAGUUACGAGUCUGCACAACCAGAACUUUAACUUGCAAAAACAAAAAUCAUUGGAACACAGAAAAUUAAUUCAACAAACAGAAAAGGAAAAACCAUAUUCGGAUAUAAAGAAAAAGUCUAUUUCCAAUUUAGGUGUUACAAGUUCUACAGAAGAUGUCAAUAGUAGUAAGCGUAUCCGAACAGCUUUUACAAGCAACCAACUUCUGGAACUGGAAAGAGAAUUUAGUACCAGUAUGUACCUAUCAAGACUCAGAAGAAUUGAAAUAGCAACAUAUCUGAACUUAUCUGAAAAACAGGUCAAAAUUUGGUUUCAAAAUCGUCGGGUGAAAUACAAAAAAGAAGACUUCGGAGAAACACAAGAGAAGUGUAACUGUUUAAGGACAUGUACUUCAAAAUCAAGAAAAAGAAAAAUGUCAGGAGAUUCAAUAACUGAAUCAGAGGUAUUUCAUGAACAUGAGAAAAAUCAAACCAUGGACGAUUUAUCUGUUUCUUCAGACGACAUGGAAUGUGACCAUUCGUGUGAUACGAAGUAGCCAAAUUAUCGGUGGUUUUCUUUGUGGGAGAAAUGUGCAAUGUAAUAAUAUACGAAGUGCCA